CGACAAGUUCCAAAUCAAGCAAUCAAGUCAAUAUGUCGGGUCAAAAUGAAGCGCUGCAGAAGAUGCUGCAGGAGAUCAGCCAGAAAAAGGCUUUCGCUGAGCAGCAACUCCUGAUCGUUCGCCAGCAGAAGGCAGCGCGUACACGAGAGGGGCGCAUGCUGGAGCUGACAUCGGCUGAGGUUUCUUCGCUGCCAUCGGAGACAAAAGUCUAUGAGGGUGUUGGAAAGAUGUUCGUUUGCACACCAAUUCCGGAUGUGCAAAAGCGUCUUGAGGCGGAAGAGAAAGCAAGAAAGGCUGAGAUGAUCAAUUUGGCUAAGAAGGAGGACUACCUGGAGAUGACCUACAAGAAUAGCAGUAACGCGAUCGAGGAGGCACUCAAGAGGCAGGGCUGAAGCGGGGUAACUCAAUCAGAGGGACUUUGAGUAGCGAUGUCAAAAGCAUGCAGAAGAAGUAGGUGGACUGUGUAAUGGCUCGAUUUCAGAGUGGAGCACUUCAUCAGCGACAGUAUCACCUCAAGUUAGCCCAGUUGGGAUUUUGGAGAGGCUCGCAUCACCAAGAGCGCCAGGCAUUAUGGCUGGGCCCACCGCAAUUCAUGAUACGCAUAGUAGAGCCAGGAGGUGGUUGAGUAUACCAAAAUAAGAAUUUCCGGAAUUCUGCAGAGAUCCUGUCUUAACAAGCAGUCCACAUUGCGCUGUCACAGAACGGACCGCCG
Molecule: messenger RNA, 712 nt
Organism: Didymella exigua CBS 183.55
Lineage: Eukaryota; Fungi; Ascomycota; Dothideomycetes; Pleosporales; Didymellaceae
Product: Prefoldin
Exons: 3
Coding region: 33-392 (119 amino acids)
Biological process (GO): protein folding
Cellular component (GO): prefoldin complex; cytoplasm
Molecular function (GO): protein folding chaperone
Source: RefSeq, a predicted model, not a curated record